Molecule: messenger RNA, 1058 nt
Organism: Tachyglossus aculeatus (Australian echidna)
Lineage: Eukaryota; Metazoa; Chordata; Mammalia; Monotremata; Tachyglossidae
Gene: ANP32A
Product: acidic nuclear phosphoprotein 32 family member A
Exons: 7
Coding region: 130-882 (250 amino acids)
Biological process (GO): regulation of apoptotic process; nucleocytoplasmic transport
Cellular component (GO): nucleus; perinuclear region of cytoplasm
Molecular function (GO): histone binding
Source: RefSeq, a predicted model, not a curated record
GCUGGGGGCUCCACAGCCGAGCCGACCUGGUUGCGCCUUCAAAGUCCUGAGACGCGCUGCCGCGGGGUCGGGGGCUGAGCCAUUGAGUCGAGGCCUAGCGGGAGCACUUCGGCGAGGAGGAAGCGAGACAUGGAAAUGAAGAGACGGAUUCAUUUAGAGCUGCGGAACAGGACGCCCUCUGAUGUUAAAGAGCUCGUCUUGGACAACUGUCGAUCAGAUGAAGGUAAGAUCGAGGGCCUCUCAGAUGAAUUCGAAGAACUGGAGUUCUUAAGCACAAUCAACGUCGGCCUCACCUCAGUCGCAAACUUACCAAAGUUAAACAAACUUAAGAAGCUUGAACUAAGUGAUAACAGACUCUCAGGCGGAUUGGAAGUAUUGGCAGAAAAGUGUCCGAACCUCACACAUCUAAAUCUAAGCGGCAACAAAAUAAAAGAUCUCAGUACAAUAGAACCGCUGAAAAAGUUAGAAAACCUCAAGAGCUUAGACCUUUUCAAUUGUGAGGUCACCAACUUGAACGACUACCGAGAAAAUGUCUUCAAACUCCUCCCCCAACUCACAUACCUGGACGGCUACGACCGGGAUGACAAAGAAGCCCCUGACUCAGACGCGGAGGGCUACGUGGAGGGACUCGAUGAUGACGACGAGGAGGAUGAAGACGAGGAGGAGUAUGACGAAGACGCUCAGGUGGUGGAUGAUGAGGAGGACGAUGAUGAGGAGGAGGAAGGGGAAGAGGAAGAUGUGAGUGGAGAGGAGGAGGAGGACGAGGAAGGUUACAAUGACGGUGAGGUAGAUGACGACGAGGACGAGGAAGAGCUCGGAGAAGAGGAAAGGGGACAGAAGAGAAAACGAGAGCCUGAAGAUGAGGGGGACGAAGAGGAUUAAAAGGAAUAACCUAUUUUGAAAAAUUCCUAUUGUGAUUUGACUGUUUUUACCCGUAUUUUUCCGCCACCUCCCCUCCCCCCAAACUUAUUUUUUUCUGAUUGUAAUGUUGCUGUGGGAAUGAGAGGGGGAAAAGUGUAUUGCAGGGGGGGAGGAAUAAAGUACUAUUUUUACUGCCA